Camellia sinensis is the source of this 788-nucleotide messenger RNA. Its product is annotated as chaperonin-like RBCX protein 1, chloroplastic. The record is from RefSeq and is a predicted model, not a curated record. Gene Ontology annotation, molecular function: protein folding chaperone. Lineage: Eukaryota; Viridiplantae; Streptophyta; Magnoliopsida; Ericales; Theaceae. Gene Ontology annotation, biological process: ribulose bisphosphate carboxylase complex assembly.
CAAACAAACAAAAUAGUACAUACACAUUACAAACUCAAACUUCAUUUGGAGAUCAGUUUAUUCAUCCAUGGAAUCCUCCACCACCACAAUUCUUCAACUCUCUCAUCAGUUCUCUUUUUUACCUCCAAAACUCCGCAGAAGAAGAGGAAGAAGCAUAAUGGAUUCUUCUCCAUUUAGGCCAUGGAAGCAGAUGAUUUCGCAACCCACUCGUUUCUACUGUCAAAAGAUGUAUGUCCCUGGGUUUGGAGAAGCAUCACCAGAAGCAAAGGGAGCCAAGAACCUCCACAAUUUCUUCACUUACAUUGCAGUUAGGAUUGUUACUGCCCAGCUUCAGAGUUAUAAUCCUGAGGCAUAUGAAGAGUUGAUGGAGUUUUUGGGUACUCACUCAUUGAAUGAUGGAGACAAGUUUUGUGCAGAUUUGAUGAGGGAAUCUUUGCGGCAUAAAAGUUUAGCUUUGCGCAUAUUAGAGGUUAGAUCAGCAUAUUGCAAGAAUGAUUUUGAGUGGGACAACUUAAAGCGGUUAGCUUCUAAGAUGGUUGAUGAAUCUAACACAAGAAUCAUGAGGGAUUAUGUUUUGGAACAUGUGGAAAGAGAUAAAUGAUCUCUCUCUCUCUGUCUCUCUCAAAAUGUAUUUAAUAAAUAGAACUGAUAAUGGGUUGUAGAAAAUUUAUAAAUUAAAAAUAACUUGUUUCAACUAAUUAAGAGGUCAUGGCAUACAAAUCCUCGUGUAAUAACUUGUUACCAAUACGUAUAGGCUAAUACGAUUGUGAAAUCGGGUUAUAAUGAAA